This is a messenger RNA of Linum trigynum, 1655 nucleotides long. NCBI's taxonomy places the organism in Eukaryota, Viridiplantae, Streptophyta, Magnoliopsida, Malpighiales, Linaceae. The record is from the annotation of a GenBank genome assembly.
UUCAUUUUUGCAAUGCCAAUUUUUUUUAAAUCCAUAUUAAAACAUUAAAGACACCCCUCAUCAAGAAAACUAGACAUAAUGAAAUAUAAUUUAAUCUGAAUCAUUAAUUUUAUCCAAGCGCUGAAAUUCUGUUGUGAAAUAUUGUAUAUUUUUUAUAUAAGAAAAAUACUGCUUAUUGACUGGUAAUGAAUAUAACGGAUUUACGAAUUUAGAGCCGACAAAAGCAUCUUGUCAUUGUUUUUGGAUGACGGGGUCCAUCCAUUAAUUAAAUUUAAUUGCAGAGAUGUUAAAAGCCACCUAAUUCUAGUUGUCAUCCAUGGGCCUGCCAAUUGAUAUCCGGGCCGCAUUAAACCGGGCCUAAUAUAUUUACCCCUGGAUCUCCGGCCUUGCAGGAUAGCCCUGUCUCAAAACCUCGCGUUUAUGGGCCUGGUCUACAGCUCGCCCAUCGUCGUAUGUGCAAUGGGCCUCUUGAUUCCUGCCUUCUCCUCCGUCCUUGACGUCCUCCUUGGCGGCAGAGCCAUCAACAAGUCAACGCACUGGUCAAGCUCAAGCUUCAAGUUCAAGCUGAUCGGAGCCUUGAUCUCGGCUAUGGGAGCAAUCACAGUGGUAACGUACAAAGGCCCUUACAUACGAGAAGCUCGCCCGUCUCCUUCCCCUCAUCUCCAACAAAAACAGCACCGUUUCGUCUUCUACUCGUUGGCUGACGACGACAGUUGGGCCGCCGGCUGCCUCCUGCUCGCCGCUUCUUCUCUCUGUGUCUCGAUUUGGAACUUCCUCCAGUCGGACACAGUGAAACGAAAUCCCAAAGUGAUGGAAGUGGCGUCGUGUUAUAGCUUAGCCGGGACCGUUCAAUGUGCAAUCUUCGCUUCGGCCGUAGAACGAGACCUCGGUGCCUGGAAAAUCAAGAUUGUUGGCCUGGAAUCUAUGGUCAUUUUGGUCACGGCGAUCUUCGGAAGCAUCAUUAGGAGCAGUGUUCAUGUCUGGAGCGCAAGAGCAAAGGGUAGUUUAUAUGUAGCCAUGUUCCAGCCAUUCAGAAUUGUUUGGGCUACAUUUUUUGGUGUCAGCUUCUUUGUGAAUGGUCUGCACUAUGGAAGUGUGAUAGGAACAGUGGUGUGUGGAAUGGGGUACUAUACGAUACUGUGGGGGAGGAUCAAAGAAGAUGAAGGAAGAAAAGUGUGUGCUCACGAUGUCAAGUGUUCUUCGGAUAACAGGGCGCCGUUGCUUAUCAAGGACAAUUCCCAAGUUUGAUGAAGAAUUUGUUUACCUAGCUAGCUAGCUACCCUGUCUGUCCACUUUCUAGAGAGUGUAUAAAUUGUACAUAGUCAAGCCUAGCUAUGUUAAAAAAAAAAAAAAAAAGUCAAGCCUAGCUGAUCCAUCUUUUGUAUUGUGUGGAGUCUAGCUAGUAGCCAUUUGAUGAUUUGAACAUAAACAGCUAUAGUCUAUCCAACUUGUUGGUCAGAGAGCGAUUGUGUUUAUCGUUUAAUUAUUUUGCCAAAUUGUGUGAAAGUUUGAAACUACCCAACAACCAAUACGGAAUACUAAACAUUUAUACUAGCUUUGAGCUCGGCUUGUGACGUUAAAAUUAGUAAUGGUAUCAACAUGUAACAUUUGGAGAUGAAAUAAUUUCUCUAUAUAUAUAAAGAUAAUAUUAGUUU